CUGACGCCAUGGGCAAGGCGAGGCCGGCCGCGGCGCCCCGCAAGGCGCAGCCCACCCGCAACCCGUUCGAAGUGAAAGUCAACCGGCAGAAGUUCCCGGUGCUGGGCCGCAGCGCGCGCCACGACGUGGGGCAGCCCGGGCUGGCGCGCGCCAGGGCCAUCCACAAGCGCACCCAGACACUGAUGAAGGAAUACAAAGAAAGGGACAAGGCAAACGUCUUUGCAGAUAAGCGCUUGGGAGAGUACGACAGUGGUAUCAGCCCCGAGGACAGGAUGCUGAAGAGGUUCUCGCUGGAGCAGCAGCGACAACAUGAGAAGAGAAGCAUCUACAACCUGAAUGAGGAGGAGGAGCUGACUCACUAUGGCCAGUCUCUGGCAGACAUUGAAAUGUACAAUGACAUUGUGGACAGCGACAGUGAUACUGAGGGACAGGGAGCACUGUCUGCUGAGCUGACCGCUGCACACUUUGGAGGUGGUGGGUCCCUCCAGAAAAGUUCACAAUGGUCAACCAGGGAAGCUGAGUCCCAGAAGUCACGCAGGGAGCUGAUUGAGGAACUCAUUGCCCGGUCCAAGCAGGAGAAGAGAGAGCGCCAAGCCCAGAGAGAAGAUGCCCUGGAGCUGACGGAGAAACUGGACCAGGACUGGAAGGAGAUUCAGGGUCUGGUGUCCUGCAGGGCCCCCAAGACCGAGAGCAAGGACUGGAAGAAGCCCCAGCCCGAUGCAUAUGACGUGAUGGUGCGGGAGCUCGGUUUUGAGAUGAAGGCACAGCCCAGUAGCAGAAUGAAGACGGAAGAGGAACUGGCGAAGGAGGAGGCAGAGAGGCUCCAGAGCCUGGAGGCCAAGAGACUGCAGCGCAUGCUGGGCCAUGAGGAGGAGGGUCGCCCCGAGAAGCCCACACACAUGUCAGCUGACGAUCUGAAUGAUGGCUUCAUCCUGCCCAGAGACGACCGGUGCCCACUCUCGUACGCAGAUGGGAAGAUGGACGUGGAAGCAGAGUCAGACCAGGAGGCCAGUGAUGACUCUAAUCAGGAGCUAAAGGGUGAGGACUUGGGUGAGGAAGAUGAAGAGGAUGAGGACAGUAGAGGCCCCAAUAGCUACUCAGACCUGGACUCUGAUGAGGAAAGCAAGGACAACAACCAGAAGCCAAGGGACCUGCCAUGCCAAGUGUCUGAGGGUGGCUUCCACAUCCCGCCAUCUGUGGUGACAGAGCUGCCCUACACCUUCACAGUACCCGAGUCCUCUGAGGAGCUCCGGUCUCUGCUACGGGGCAGAUCACCGGAGGAGCAGCUGCUGGUGAUAGAGAGGAUCCAGAAGUGCCACCACCCCAGCCUGGCAGCUGGGAACAAAGCCAAGUUGCAGAAAUUCUUCUCCUUUCUGCUGGAGUACUCAGGGGAUCUGGCCGUACAAGAGCCCCCAGACCUCAAGGUCAUUGACAAGUUGGUUGUGCACCUGUACAACCUCUGCCAGAUGUUCCCCGAGUGGGCGGGCAAUGCUGUCCAGUUCGUUCUCCGCAACGCUAUGCAUGAGAUGGAGGGUCAGCUGGAGGCACGUGGCCGGGCUGCUUUCCCAGGGCUGGACGUGCUCGUAUAUCUGAAGGUCGCAGGGACACUCUUCCCCACUUCUGACUUCCGGCACCCAGUGGUGACCCCGGCGCUGGUGUGUAUGAGCCAGCUGCUCACCAAGUGCCCUGUGCAGUCCCUGGAGGACGCUGUGAAGGGCCUCUUUGUCUGCUGCUUGUUCCUGGAGUACGUGUCCCUGUCUCAGCGCUUUGUCCCCGAGCUCAUCAACUUUCUCCUGGGACUUCUUUACAUUGCAACACCCAACGCACAGAGCCAGGGUCUCAGCCCAGUGCACCCUUUCCGCGCCCUGGGGAAGAACUCGGAGCUGCUGGUGGUAUGGGAAGAAGAGGAUGUGGUCUCAUGGCAGAGGAGCAAGCUCUCCCUCCUGUGGGCUGGUGCUCCAAACACCCAGUCCAGGACAGAGGCUAACCAUACCAGGCUGUCCUGCCUGGCUGUGUGUUUGGACCUGUUGAAGCACUGUGUGCUCAGGUACCACUCACUGCCCACCUUUGAUGCCAUCACUGCGCCCCUCAGAGUCCUCCUGCUGGAGCACCUGGAACACCCCCGUCAACCUGAGCUGCAGAUGCUGUGCCAGAACAUUCUGGCAGAAAUGGAAAGUCAGGAGAGGUGCUACCGGCCUCUUGUCUGUGAGAAGAGCAAGCCGGUCCUCCUGAAACUGUUCACUCCACGGCUGGUCAAAGUCCUGGAGUAUGGGCGAAAGCAAGGCAGUAGCAAGGAGGAGCAGGAGCGGAAGCGUCUCAUCCACAAGCACAAGCGUGAGUUCAAGGGUGCCGUGCGUGAGAUCCGCAAGGACAACCAGUUCCUGGCCCGCAUGCAGCUCUCAGAGGUUCUGGAACGGGACGCGGAGAGAAAGCGGAAAGUAAAGCAGCUUUUCAGCAGCCUGGCCACACAGGAAGGAGAAUGGAAGGCAUUGAAGAGGACCAAGUUCAAGCACUGAACUGCUUGUGGGCCACUCCCUGGAAACU
Molecule: messenger RNA, 2544 nt
Organism: Suncus etruscus (white-toothed pygmy shrew)
Lineage: Eukaryota; Metazoa; Chordata; Mammalia; Eulipotyphla; Soricidae
Gene: NOP14
Product: NOP14 nucleolar protein
Exons: 18
Coding region: 9-2516 (835 amino acids)
Biological process (GO): maturation of SSU-rRNA
Cellular component (GO): small-subunit processome; Noc4p-Nop14p complex; nucleolus
Source: RefSeq, a predicted model, not a curated record